This is a messenger RNA of Labrus mixtus (cuckoo wrasse), 2576 nucleotides long. RefSeq names its product hydroxyacyl-CoA dehydrogenase trifunctional multienzyme complex subunit alpha a (gene hadhaa). The transcript has 21 exons. Gene Ontology annotation, cellular component: mitochondrial fatty acid beta-oxidation multienzyme complex; mitochondrion. Gene Ontology annotation, biological process: fatty acid beta-oxidation. The coding region runs from base 41 to 2332 and encodes 763 amino acids. Gene Ontology annotation, molecular function: NAD+ binding; enoyl-CoA hydratase activity; long-chain (3S)-3-hydroxyacyl-CoA dehydrogenase (NAD+) activity. The record is from RefSeq and is a predicted model, not a curated record. Lineage: Eukaryota; Metazoa; Chordata; Actinopteri; Labriformes; Labridae.
CAGUUUUCUUCUUUGGUAAUAGGUAGAUUUUCAGGUGGAUAUGGCGGUUGUUCGUGCUGUCGGUGUUUUUUCCAAGUUUGCAACCGGGAAAUAUCACCUAUUAUCAGGUCACGCCAGUCGCAGCUUCUCAAUGUCGUCAACAUUAGCAGCUCGAACACACGUCAGCUACGAGCUCAAGGAUGAUGUGGCAGUUGUACGACUUCAUGAUCCAACAGCCAAGGUGAACACACUAUCGGCGCAGAUGCAGUCUGAUCUGAAAGAGGUGAUGGGGGAGAUCUGGUCGAACAAAUCUGUGAAAAGCGCUGUCUUCAUCUCCAGCAAGCCUGGCUGCUUCAUCGCCGGAGCAGAUAUCAAUAUGAUCCAGUCCUGUCAGAGCAGCGAGGAGGCCGCACGCCUCUCUCAAGAAGGUCAGAAGAUGUUUGAGCAGAUUGAGAAGUCACCCAUUCCUAUCGUUGCUGCCAUCCACGGCUCCUGCCUCGGCGGAGGCCUGGAGUUCGCGAUAGCCUGCCAGUACAGAAUCGCCACAAGAUCCAAAAAGACGGUCCUAGGGACGCCAGAGGUCAUGCUGGGACUUUUACCUGGAGCGGGUGGCACUCAGAGACUUCCUAAAAUGGUGGGUCUCCCUGAUGCGUUUGACAUGAUGCUGACAGGCAGGAGAAUCAGGGCUGAUAAAGCCAAGAAGAUGGGCUUAGUGAACCAGCUUGUGGACCCUCUGGGUCCUGGAUUAAAGCCUGCGGAGGAGAGGACCAUUGAGUACCUGGAGGAGAUUGCAGUGGGCGUGGCAAAGGGUAUCAGCAACAAGAAGGUUCCCCUCACAAAAGAGAAGAGCCUCAAGGAGAAGCUGCAGGACAAACUGAUGGACCUGGCUCCAGUAAGGAAGAAGAUCUUCAAGACGGUCAGUGAGAAGGCCCAAAAUCAGAGCAGAGGCUUCUACCCGGCUCCGGCCAAAAUCAUUGAGUGUGUCCAGACUGGGCUUGAGCAGGGCCGAGAAGCAGGUUACCUAGCUGAAUCAGAGAACUUCGGGAAGCUGGCAAUGUCACCAGAGUCCAAGUCUCUGAUUGGGGUUUAUCAUGGCCAGAUGGCUUGUAGGAAGAACCACUUUGGGGUCCCAGAGAAGGAAGUAAAGAAGCUUGGGAUCUUGGGUGCAGGGCUGAUGGGAACGGGUGUAGCCCAGGUAUCAAUAGAUAAAGGCCUGACCACCAUCCUGAAGGACACCAAUGUGGAGAGCAUCAGCAGGGGGCAGGAACAUAUAUACACAAGUCUGGACAAAAAGGUAAAGAGGAAAUUCAUGACCUCUUUCGAGCGGGAUGUCAUAAUGUCCAAUCUCUCCGUCCAACUUGACUACUCUGGCUUCGAGUCUGCUGACAUGGUGAUAGAGGCCGUCGUUGAGGACAUGGACAUUAAACAUCAAGUUCUCAAGGAAGUGGAGGCAGUAAUCCCCCCUCACUGCAUUUUUGCCACCAACACCUCAGCUCUGCCCGUCACAGAAAUCGCAGCUGCCAGCAAACGCCCUGAGAAGGUGAUUGGCAUGCACUACUUUUCCCCGGUGGAUAAGAUGCAGUUGCUGGAGCUUGUCACCACUGAUAAGACAUCUCAAGACACCAUAGCCUCUGCUUUCAGUCUUGGAGUGAAACAGGGCAAGACUGUCAUUGUGGUCAAGGAUUGUCCAGGGUUUUACACCACUCGCGUGUGUUUUCAUCUGACCUUUGAGACUCUAAGACUAUUACAGGAAGGUGUCUCAUUAGAGGAACAUACAGCCAUAGGACACAGUGUUGGUUUAUCCCUGAGCAUCCCAACGAUUUGUGAUGAAGUUGGUUUGGACGUGAUACUACACAUAUCAGAGUUCUUGUUUAACGCCUAUGGUUCUCGUUAUGGAGAAUCAGACACGCGCCUCUUAGAGACACUUCUGGAGAGAGGAUUCAAAGGUCGUAAAUCUGGAAAAGGCUUCUUUCUCUAUGAAAAAGGAAAGAACUACAAAAGUGUGAACACCGAAGCUGUAGAAAUCAUCAAGAAAUGUCCCCUGACAUAUCAUCCUUCAAUUUCUUCAGCUUGGGACAUAGAGCACCGGUUGAUAAGCCGCAUAGUGAAUGAGGCCUUUGUGUGUCUCCAGGAGGGAGUCCUGAGAAACCCAGUAGAGGGAGACAUUGGAGCUAUAUUUGGAUUUGGAUACCCCCCAAGCAUUGGCGGUCCGUUCAGGUUUGUGGACACGUUUGGCGCAGAGCGUCUCGUGAGCAUCAUGAGACGAUACGAGGAGGUUUAUGGAGCUCCCUUCACACCCUGCCAGCUUUUACUGGACCACGCCAAAGACCCCAGCAAGAAGUUUUACAAAUGAUCCAGUUAUGGGGACUAUGUAACUUGUACAACAGAGAGAGGCAAAGCCCCUCCCCCCUCCCUUGGGACACUGUGGGGUGGUGGAACACAACAAAAAGUGACUUCAUCUUUUGUCUCACAAUUUAGCUCAACACAUGUCGGAAAGUUUCACUUUGGAAAGCAGAUGUUCCUCUUGAAUAAUUCCUGUUUAUCCUUUUGUAACCGGACAAUUCCAACAUUUGUUUUAUCAUGUUUAAAAAGAAAAA